UCACAGCCUCGAUCCUCACAGCCUAGAUCCUCACAACCUCGAUCCUCACAGCCUCGAUCCUCAGAGCCUCGAUCCUCACAGCCUCGAUCCUCACAACCUCUAUCCUCACAGCCUCGAUCCUCACAGCCUCGAUCCUCACAGCCUAGAUCCUCACAACCUCUAUCCUCACAGCCUCGAUCCUCACAACCUAGAUCCUCACAACCUCGAUCCUCACAGACUCGAUCCUCACAACCUAGAUCCUCACAACCUCUAUCCUCACAGACUCGAUCCUCAAAGCCUCGAUCUUCACAACCUAGAUCCUCACAACCUAGAUCCUCACAACCUCGAUCCUCACAGCCUCGAUCCUCACAGCCUAGAUCCUCACAACCUCUAUCCUCACAACCUCUAUCCUCACAACCUCUAUCCUCACAACCUCGAUCCUCACAGCCUCGAUCCUCACAGCCUAGAUCCUCACAACCUCUAUCCUCACAACCUCGAUCCUCACAACCUUUAUCCUCACAGCCUCUAUCCUCACAGUUUAGAUCCUCACAGCCUAGAUCCUCACAACCUCUAUCCUCAAAUCCUCUAUCCUCACAGCCUCGAACCUCACAGCCUCUAUCCUCACAGCCUCGAUCCUCACAGCCUCGAUCCUCACAGCCUAGAUCCUCACAACCUCUAUCCUCACAACCUCGAUCCUCACAACCUUUAUCCUUACAGCCUCGAUCCUCACAGCCUCGAACCUCAAAGCCUCGAUCCUCACAACCUUUAUCCUCACAGCCUCAAUCCUCACAACCUUUAUCCUCACAGCCUCUAUCCUCACAGCAUCUAUCCUCACAGCCUCGAUCCUCACAACUUUGA
Molecule: messenger RNA, 837 nt
Organism: Biomphalaria glabrata
Lineage: Eukaryota; Metazoa; Mollusca; Gastropoda; Planorbidae
Product: adhesive plaque matrix protein-like
Exons: 1
Source: RefSeq, a predicted model, not a curated record